Molecule: messenger RNA, 1746 nt
Organism: Dermacentor andersoni
Lineage: Eukaryota; Metazoa; Arthropoda; Arachnida; Ixodida; Ixodidae
Product: prolyl 4-hydroxylase subunit alpha-2-like
Biological process (GO): peptidyl-proline hydroxylation to 4-hydroxy-L-proline
Cellular component (GO): endoplasmic reticulum
Molecular function (GO): procollagen-proline 4-dioxygenase activity; protein binding; L-ascorbic acid binding
Source: RefSeq, a predicted model, not a curated record
UUUAACCGUCCUUCUGCAGCGGCGAUGGGCUGCCGGCUACUGCUCGCGACUUUUGCGUCGCUCUGUCUCGCCUCCCUGUUCAACCCCGAUGCCGUCAGCGCAGCCAACGUCUUCUCGUCGGUGGCACACAUGAAGGACCUGAUGUCCCUAGAGCGAAGGCUCGUUUCCAAGGUCGGCGACUUCCUACACCGCAUGGAAACCAAGCUGGACCACCUGCGCAGCUUUCUGAACGACUACUACGAAACAAGGGCGACCAAAGACCGGAAGCUGACACCCUCUUCGACCGAGCAUGAGUACGACACCCGCAUGGCCCGUCGCAUCGACCCGUACAACACCAUAAAACGGCUGUCGGUCGACUGGAACGAGAUAGUGCACCACUUCAGGGUGCCCGACUGGACGGAGAUCGAGAACCUAAUGAUGGAGUCGAACGACACGCUCCCGCGCCCUAGCGACCUGCUGGACGCCGGCGAGGCGCUCGUCCUCAUACAGAAGAUCUACCGUCUCAACCUCACCGACAUGACCAAGGGAGUCAUCAUGGGACACAAGGCAACGUCGCAGUUGACAGCGCGAGACUGUCUGUACUUCGGCCAGCUGCUGUACAGCAAGUAUGACUUCGAGGGCGCCACCAAGUGGUUCGAAGAGGCACUCGCAAGGCUGAGCCUCGAGAAGCAUCCCUCCAUCACGCCAAAGAUGGUGCAUGAUUACCUCAACAGCAGUCUCGAACAGCUGGAGGAAGAACAGCGGUCCGGCACCGUCAUGCCGCAGAUGCCCAGCGUUGAAACGCCUUUCGUCGAAGGAUACCUGGAGGCGUACAACGACCUCUGCCGCGGAGACAAACUCCGGAACGCUACCGAAGAGAAGGACCUGCGCUGUUACUUGAGCGUACCACACCCGUACUUCCUAAUCGGCCCGGUCAAAAUGGAGGUAAUGAGCGUGGACCCCUACAUCGUCCAGUUCUACGACGUCAUCUGGCCCAAGGAGAUACAGGCAAUCCGCAGCAUGGGAGACCCUAUGUUGGAACGUGCCACAGUCGUCGAUGUGUCUAAGGCAUUGGUGGACCCCGGCCGCAUCAGUCAACUGGCGUGGUUAGAUCCAGAGACCGACCCGGUGCUGGAAAGGGUCAACCAACGGGUGGCCAUGCUCACCGGACUGUCCACAGACUACGAGCGUGUACACUCGGAGUUAAUACAGUACGGCUCCUACGGACCCGGAGGCCACUACCUGCCGCACCACGACUACCUGAUGGGGGGACUCACUGAGGAAGAGCUGGAACAAGUAGACGAAGGGGAAAGAAUGGCCGGAGACCGCAUCGCCACCUUCAUGUUCUACCUUUCAGACGUGAGCCUGGGAGGUUUGACUGCGUUCCCCUACGCCAAGGCGAGUGUCCCUCCGCGAAUGGGCUCGGCUGCCUUCUGGUACAACAUGCGCGAAGACGGCAGCUACGACGUGCGCACCUUGCACGGAGGAUGCUCCGUGCUACACGGCACAAAGCACGUUGCGAACCUAUGGAUUCGAGCCAAUGGCCAGAUGUUCAAGCGACCAUGCCCGGCGACGAAACGAAGACGGACGCUGCAUUCUGCGAAGCUGUGAUAGUUGUUACCUGUGUUACCUUAUUUCUUGUUCCUGCUGCUUAGAGUCUCCUUCUUCUUGUGCCUUUCUCUUUGCUAUUUUUUUAUUGAGAACGACGGGUCGUCCCUCUUAGUGUCUGUUGUUUUUAUUUUUAAAUAAAGUGAAAAGAAAAUCAAA